Messenger RNA from Podarcis muralis (Common wall lizard), 1419 nucleotides. The record is from RefSeq and is a predicted model, not a curated record. Lineage: Eukaryota; Metazoa; Chordata; Lepidosauria; Squamata; Lacertidae.
UUUAUUAUUUUGCAAGGGAGAGAAAUGGCACGAUCGCGUCAGUCGGGGAGAACACUUUUUUUCUUUAUUUCUCCUGAACCGAGUAAAGGGGAAAACCGACUUUAGGACCUGUUCGUUGCGCGCUGUUAGAGGCAGCGCCGUGCGCCAAGGUGGAGUCACGUGUAUUGCAGGAACCCGAAACUGAGAAGUUAACAAAGUAGGAUUGCUCUCAUUGUAGGAGAAGACGGAGAAACGGCGGCGUGCGAUAUGUACCGAAACAUGGCGUCUGUCCUCAGCACUGUCUUGCAAUGGGCUCUCAGCAUCGUCAUCCCAUGUUUUACAGCUCAGCUCUGGAGAUUCAUGAACAAACUGCUGACUGUCGUGGUGGCGCUCGCUGUUCUCCUCUCCACGAUGUGGAUAGCCAUGAACAAAGCGGAUUAUUCCCCCAUGGGCACGGACCACGAGGUUGCUGUGACAGCUAAGCAGUUGUGGAAGCCCACCAGUGUCCUCAAUAUCAUGAAGGAUGCCCUGUUGUACAUGGCUAACCUGCUGCCCUCUUACGAACCACUGACAGCUGAGAAUCUCCUAAGGCACCGUGAUCGGCUGGAUGGCAUCAACUACAUACUCCAAGCCUGUUUCAACAAGGCCAUUGAUACCUUUCUCCAGGAGCCCUGGUCUGUGCAGCAAAAUGCCCAGCUGGUUAUCCAGUGCGGCGGACCCCCCAUAGAGUUUCGGUCUGGCAAGGGGGACUGCCAGAUUUCUGUAUAUGUCCUAUACAAGCGGAUCCAGUGUGAUAUCAAAGAGCGGACGGCUGAAAUGUACCUUGCGAGGUUGGCCAUUCGCAAGGAGCCGCUGAGCGUCGGAGACCUGCUGAGAGUGAGGCAGAGCUUGCGCUCCUGGGGGGUUCUUCCCGAGGAACUAGGGCACUGCUUGGAGUUUGCAGUGGAAGAGUUUGCCAAGGAGCCGUUCUGCGUCCAGGACAAUGCCCACAUGGUUGUAGACUGCGGCGGGCAGGUGCUGAACUUUGCCUCUGGCGAAGGGGAGAAUAAGAUCAAUAUCUACGAUGUACGGGGAGGCCUCAUUCACUACCGGAUCAGGAUCUCUGGUUCCUGGACCAGCAUCGUGCGGUUCUUUCAUGGGAACAAAAAUCACGCGCAAACACAUGCGAGGAAGCCUCUGCAGUUAGAGUGAGGUGAGAGCUACGAAAGGAGCUCGCCUCUUCUCGCCUCUAAAAAGACUGGUUCACAGUUUCCCCCAAACAUGAGAGAGGCAGAACAUGUGCACAUUUUUGCAAACACUCCCCCCCCCCAUUAAAUGUGUUUUGUAUGUUGUUUUCACAAACUUGUGGAUUUUUAUGCAUGCUCAGCCAUACCUUUAUGCAUAUUUGAACAUGAUUUGAGUUGGGGAAACUGCAUUGAUAAAAUUCUGAUAAGCACUGAU